Molecule: messenger RNA, 192 nt
Organism: Plasmodium adleri (nom. inval.)
Lineage: Eukaryota; Apicomplexa; Aconoidasida; Haemosporida; Plasmodiidae
Product: conserved Plasmodium protein, unknown function
Exons: 1
Coding region: 1-192 (63 amino acids)
Source: RefSeq, a predicted model, not a curated record
AUGAAUGAUGACUAUGCAUCGAAACCUCCUACAUACAUAUGGGAUAUAAACAUUGGUUUAAAUGCAUUAUCAGAAAAUAUUCUAGAUUCUAUUUUAUUUUUUGGUUUUAUUAUAAGUAUAUUAGGGUCCUUUUAUUUUCUGUACUGGUUACAAAGUGGAGAAAUGAGAAACAUGUGCAAUAAAAGUAGUUAA